UAGGAGGGCUCCUGCCAGGGGGAGGGGGAGGAGGUGUGCUUCCCGCAUUCUUCUCAUAACAGACUCACACAGUCCCAGCGGGGAGCCAAGCUGGGGGGAGAGACAGAGUCAGUCGGAAGAAGGAAAAGGGAAGAGAGAAGCUGCUUUGCUGGGGCUUGAUCUCGUUUUGCAGGAUAUUCUCCUGCAUGAAUGGGAGAUCCGCCCCUGAGGUCUGGGGAGCGCACGACCCUGAUUUUGCACAAGGCAAAUUUUUAAAGAAGAAAUACUUCGUGGUGGGAGAGCAGGCCACUGAGAUCAGUAACUUUCCUCCGAGGCCGGAAUGCAGUGGUUGGAUGGCCGCUUUCCCCACCCUGGGCAGAGGGGGACUGGAGUUUCCUGUGCAGUUCUGGGAGUGACAAGCAGAAUUUGUACUUAGCAGGUUGCACUGGGACGGAGGAAACUUUUAAAGUUCUGUUCUCCUUUUUGCCAUUUUUAUAUAAGCCACGUUCUUUCUUCCAGGAAAACCAGGCACGUCUGAUCUGACUGCAGUUGGAUUUUUUUUUUAUACCUCGAUCUCGAUUGCUUGUAUUAAAAAAAAGUCGAGCCAUAAAUUCGGCCCACAGAAUCCCCCGCAAAUCAAACUAUUAGUUUUACAAUUUACAAAAGUCUACCCCCCUCCCGCCUGUUUUCUCGACACUGAGAAUGAAGGAAGGAUUUGCAGUGAAAGCUCACUGAAGUGCAACUUCUCUGCCCGUGCCUGUGAAGCCAGCCUGUUGCGUCGUGUACUGCAGCCACCGGCCCUCCUGAAUCCAGUGUUUUGCCCUUUACUCCCUGGGGUAAAAGGAGCACAAAGAGAAAAUACGGUUGGCAGCAAGGCGUCCUUUGUGGAGCUGGCCCAAAAAGCUUCAAGAGUCCAGUCCGUUUGGGGAAAAAAAAGAAGAAAAUCCUUUUGUCUCCAGCUCAAAAGUAGAAUUUGUUGAGGAGUGAAGAGAGCAUCAAGUGAUCCCAAUUACUGAAGGGACUGAAACCAUUUCUGAGUGGAGAUUUUGGACUUGCAGGCGGAAGGCCAGGUGUCCCCUCAUGUAUCAGUACUGCUCCUCCUGACUGAGGAAGUCAAAGUGACGGAAAUAAGGUCAACGGCAGCUUUUGCAUUCCACCCCAAAGGCACCACAGUUUGAGAUGAGGAAUUCAGAAGAGCAAACAGCUACGACAGUUUUACAGCGUCUGCUGCAGGAGCAGCUCCGAUACGGAAACCCAAAUGACAACCGCAACCUCCUUGCCUUACAUCAACAAGCCACAGGAAAUGCACCCCCUUUCAACAGCAGUGGGAGUCCAGGGUCUCAGAACGAAGGGCUGAGCACCCAGGACCAUCAGCUUGUGACUCAUGCUGCCCGCCAAGAGCCCCAGGGCCAGGAGAUUCAAGUGGACAAUAGCAUCAUGGAGAAGCAGCUCUCUCCAAGACUUCAGAACAGUGAAGACCUCCCAACGUACGAAGAAGCCAAAGUCCAGUCGCAGUAUUUCAGGGGCCAGCCGCAUGCUAGCGUUGGGGCAGCGUUUUAUGUGACGGGGGUAACCAAUCAAAAGAUGAGGACUGAAGGGCGGCCUACGGUUCAGCGAGUGAACCCUGGGAAAGUCCAUCAGGAUGAAGGACUUAAGGACCUCAAGCAAGGACAUGUUCGCUCUCUUAGUGAGAGGCUGAUGCAGCUGUCGUUGGCCACUAGUGGUGUCAAGGCCCACGCACCCGUCACGAGUGCUCCACUUUCCCCCCAGCAGCCAAAUGACCUUUACAAAAACUCCGGUUCCAAUGAUUUCUAUAAAAACUCAGUGCCCACGCCUCCCCAGCCGAAUAUGAAAGCGAUAGAGCACCGGGGCCCUCCGCCAGAGUACCCUUACAAAAACAUGUCCACCCCACCCAUGAACUGCAAACCUCAGGACCCUGGACAUUUCUAUGGUGAUCAUCGCAUGAGCCAGCAGAGUAGAUCUGAUGGGCCUAUGAUGAGAUAUCAGCAUCCUCCUGAGUAUGGAUCAGUCAGGCAAAACCCUGAUCUACACCUGCAGUUACAGCAGAGACCCCCUCACCAUCACAGCCCAACUUCCUCCUUAACGUCCUUGGGAUCUUUGACCUUACUGCAGUCUCCACCACCAUCCAGAUUGUCUCCUUCCCAGCAUCAGCAACCCCUGACUCCAAAUCAGGGAGACCCAUGCUUUCUACCGCGGACCCAGCAGCUGUUCCUGUCAAACCAGGUCCAUCAGGGAGAUUUCUACCGACUAUGCCAGCCCGGUCUAGGCCAGCAGCAACAGCAGCAAGGAGAUUCCUACAUGUUAAUGCCAAGAGCUCAGCAGAUACCAUCUCCUUAUCAGCAGAUGCAAGUAGAUCCUUUUGCUAUUGUUUCCAGGGCCCAGCAGAUGGUGGAGAUCCUGUCAGAGGAGAACCGAUCCUUACGACAGGAGUUGGAUGGGUGCUAUGAGAAAGUGGCAAGGUUACAGAAGCUGGAAACAGAAAUUCAGCAAGUUUCGGAAGCAUAUAAAAACCUGGAGAAGUCCUCCUCUAAGCGGGAUGCCCUGGAAAAGGCUAUGAGAAAUAAGCUGGAAGGAGAAAUUCGUAGGCUUCAUGAUUUCAACAGGGAUUUGAGAGAGCGUAUGGAGACAGCCAACAAGCAGCUUGCAGAGAAGGAAUUUGAGGGAUCUGAGGACAAUCGGAAAACCAUCUCUCAGCUCUUUGCACAAAAUAAAGAAACACAGAGGGAGAAGGAGAAACUGGAAAUAGAACUAGCUGCUGCACGCUCCAACAAUGAGGAUCAGCGAAGGCACAUUGAGAUCCGUGAUCAGGCCUUAAACAAUGCUCAGGCCAAGGUGGUGAAACUGGAGGAAGAGCUGAAAAAGAAGCAGGUUUAUGUCGAGAAGGUGGAGAAGAUGCAGCAGGCAUUGGUUCAGCUGCAGGCAGCGUGUGAGAAGCGAGAACAGUUGGAGCACCGGCUCCGAACUCGCCUGGAGAGAGAACUGGAGUCUCUCCGGAUGCAGCAGCGUCAAGGUACAUCUCAGACUGCCAGCGCCUCGGAGUACAGCGCCACAGCACUUAUGGAACUCCUGCGGGAGAAGGAGGAGAGAAUUCUUGCCCUGGAAGCCGACAUGACUAAAUGGGAACAGAAGUACCUGGAGGAGAGCGUGAUGAGACAGUUUGCUUUGGAUGCGGCAGCUACGGUGGCUGCUCAGAGGGACACAACUGUGAUCAGCCAUUCGCCUAAUGCUAGCUACGACACCUCCUUGGAAGCUCGCAUUCAGAAGGAAGAAGAGGAGAUCCUGAUGGCCAAUAGGCGGUGUCUUGACAUGGAGGGCAGGAUAAAGACUCUCCAUGCUCAGAUCAUUGAAAAGGAUGCCAUGAUUAAAGUCCUCCAGCAGCGCUCCCGGAAAGAGACCAGUAAGACAGAUCAGCUGUCUUCAAUGAGACCAGCUAAGUCCCUGAUGUCAAUUUCUAAUGCUGGAUCAGGCUUGCUGUCCCACUCUUCAACCCUGAGCAGCACUCCCAUAUUGGAAGAGAAGAGGGAGGACAAAAGCUGGAAGGGCAGUUUAGGUGUUCUGCUGGGUCCAGAAUGUCGCUCGGAAUCCAUUCCUUCAACUCCCUCACCGGUCCUUCCCUCCACCCCGCUGCUGUCUGCACACUCGAAAACAGGCAGCCGAGACUGCAGCACGCAGACAGAUAGGGGAAGUGAACAAAAUAAAGCUGCUUCCUCUGCCGUGGCCCUUGUACCAGGGCGACUCCCCACUACCAGUGUGCCCUACAAUUCAGACAAAACAGAUGGGCCAGUUUUCCACUCCAGCACUUUGGAAAGAAAACCGCCUGUUCACAGCUUGGGGCAGGACCUCACUGAUGCAGAAAUGGUGGAAUACCUUAUCUGAAAGGCUGAACUUGUAUCAAAGCUGGGACACAAUAGCAAGAAUUUUUUUUAAAAAGACAUUUUUAUUGGAAAAAAUAUAGUACCUGAGUAAUAAAGGAACACUCAGCUCUUCGCUCUUGUAUAUUAGGUCUUAAAAAUGUGGACAGGUUAAUUUAUGAUUUAUUCUAAAUUAUAAAAUACUUGUUCUUUGAAAGCCGUUUCCUCCUCUCUCUUCUUCCCCAAGCUUGUUAUUAAUACUGGAUCUGGUAAUGUCUGGAUAAAACCAAGGUCUUAAAUGCACUAAAUUCUAUUUUUAAUUUCAGUAUUUUUAAAACCUUGUAUUUAAAAAAAAGUAGUACUUACUUUCACAGCAGUUGGUUAACUUCAUUUGAACACUGCCAAGAUGGGCGUAAUGACUCUGCAAAUUUAUUGAGCACCAGGUCACACAAUGACCACGUAACAUCACAACUAGAUUGGGGUGCUUUGUUCCGAAUGUCACUGAAGGCUCCAGAGUACAGGUAUUCUGAGUAGCUUUGUAAAAUUUGUAGGAGAUGAUCAAGGGAGCUUUUUUUCUCUAUUACCCUCAGUAGUACGAAGUCAACAUGGAUAUCCAAUAUUCCAGGGCUGGAAUGAUUUCAAUUUUCACAAUGUGCUCAUGCACUUUUUUGUUUUUUUGUACUCUAUCGCAGUCACAUUGUUUUUAAUAGCUCCAGAGAUUGUCAUGUUUGUCAUUUUCAGCAGUGUCAGAGGGUCCCCAGUACUUUAUACAUAUAUAAUUUUGAGUAAUUUAUACAGUAGAUAAUAAAAUAAUAUAUUGCAUUCAGGUUUUAAGUUAAUAAAUAUGAAGAAACUGUGGGCCUAAUCCUGAUCUCAAUAACAUCUGUUUUUCACCAUUGUAGCUCCACUGUCUUCACCGAAAUUACUCUGAAUUUCCACCGGUGUAGGUGUUGAGCCCUGUAGUAUUUGAAUAUUAGCAACUUGAUCUGCUGCAUUAGACCUUGAUAGAGAAUUAUUUUUGGUAUAUUUCCCUCUAUUUCAAAUCUCUUUCUAGUUUGUAUGUCCCUCAUUCCAUGAAAUAAUGGAUUCUCUUUUCAUAUAGCAAGUGUCCAAGUUAGUACCUUACACAAGGUAAAGGGUACAGUUGGUUAUUGUCAAAAGUUCCACGUGGCAAAUUCUGUGUCCUUCCAAAAUAUUUCCCUCUUCUAACUGGAGAGAGCAGCAUUUCUAUGUUUUAAAGUAUUUAAGGGAGCAAGUUUCACAUCUGUUCAUCAUCAGUUUCACUUUCAGGUUUUUAGGAACUAGCCCAAAUGCUGCAGUGCUUGGGUUGCAAAUCCUGCAGGGGGAUGUUCAGACACAUUUUAAAAAAGGCUUGUUUUGAGUUUUUUUUCUUUUUAAUUUUAUGAAAACACUUGUAUUAAUAUUAGUUUGUUUUAAAACACUUGGUUUACUUAAAUUUGAUGUCUUUACCAGACAGUGCUGCUAAAGCAUCUCAGCUGAUCCCAAAAUUCCACUACAGCAUUGUAGCAGCCAAAACUUGCCAUGGAGCGAGGUAGCUUCAUGUUAAAGCACCAAGCCUUAUCCUGCAAUGGGCUUAGUACCCUUAACUCCCACUGAGUAGAAAGCACUUGGCACCUUAGUGCAUUAGGCCCUAAAUUGCAGUGGGCGUAGGAAGGCUGCAGCACUAUCACCUAUUGGUACUAUGUCUUCUAGCCUCUGGCUUAUCAGCUUUUAAAAGGGUCAAAGUAAUUGGCCUUAACAGAUCAGUGGAAGCAGCCUGGAUUUUACAGGGGAGAAGAAAACCCAGAAAGGUGUCUCCCAUUAGUAGGCCUCAGAUACCUUUCUUGAUUUUCCUCCUGUCCCAAAAUUAACACUGUAAUGCCUGAAUAUCAGCUCAGAGAGAGAUUGUAUUUUACUCGAAGCGAUCAUUCAGCGGAAUGGAUCACGCUUUACUCUUGGAAGUCAGUUCCUCUUGGUCCUGUUGGGUUUACCACUUGCUAAUUUUAAUCAUUGAGAAAUCUUAGAACCAUAAAAGUUAGAGAUGGCAAAGUAUGUUGGUCAGAGAUGGCCCCAGUGCAAAUACCGUGACUUUGCCACUGACCUCUUUCUCUAACAGCCUGAAUCCACCCCCCAAACUGGACACCCACAAUGUGUGGGGUAAUUCCGAGCUGUACUUUAAGAGUUGGCCCAUCUCUACCACGUAGGUCCUCCUCUUUCCUCUUGGCCUGUGCAGAAUUGUUCCUUAAAGUUCAUUCUGUUAUAUUUUGUCCAGGCAAGUGUUCUACCCCUUUCCAUGGGGGAUACCCAUCACAGCCUCAUAGCUCUCACUGUUGGAAAUAACUAAUGUUCUCUUUUGCUUCAUUUCAUCCCAUGACAUCAAGUAAUGCCUACCCUGGAUGAUUAUAAAUAAUGCCUCUCCUCCUCUGUAGUCAUUGGAAGCAUUGUGUGACCGUAUCCAUAUUCCUGCCAUAGGAUUGUUCCCGUUGUACAUUUUGUGGGCUAGGUUUAAUACAGUGACCAGCUAGGGAGAUUGAGAACAUAGCUGUGAGAGAGAUUCAGUGUGAGAAGGGUAAGUCUUUUUGUUAGUCUUUCAAAGGUUGGAAAAACUGUACCUUCUUGAGUGCUACUCAGAGGCAGGUAAGGAAUGUUACAUCCUGUGCCCAUUAGUCCAUUCUAACUCAAUUGACCUGCAUUGGUACUAAAAUGUAUGGAUCAAUUAUGCACAUAUGUCUGAUUGGGUAAACUCCAAUUUGCCUAGGUCCGUGUGUGUUGAUGAUUAGGAUGGACCAGUCAACACUGGUUAUUCC
This is a messenger RNA of Mauremys mutica (yellowpond turtle), 6658 nucleotides long. RefSeq names its product angiomotin (gene AMOT). Gene Ontology annotation, biological process: actin cytoskeleton organization; hippo signaling; establishment of cell polarity involved in ameboidal cell migration. Bases 1159 to 3876 code for a protein of 905 amino acids. NCBI's taxonomy places the organism in Eukaryota, Metazoa, Chordata, Testudines, Geoemydidae. The record is from RefSeq and is a predicted model, not a curated record. The transcript has 13 exons. Gene Ontology annotation, cellular component: bicellular tight junction; lamellipodium; cytoplasmic vesicle. Gene Ontology annotation, molecular function: signaling receptor activity.